GUGAGGGUUUCAACUCAAAAGAGGAAGACACAGCCACAGCUUAAGCCACUACAGAACCGACUGUAGCUUUUGUCUCACCUCUGCAGCGAAAUGGACAAGUUUAAAACCAUCCUCAACAUCGCCAACAAGCAGACCAGCGUCAGCUUCGGCCUGGUCGCGUUACUCACUGCAGGAAGUGAACAGAUUUUCUCCAGUGUGGCUUUCCAAUGCCCCUGCAACCAACUCAACUUCUUGUAUGGCUUUGUGUUUUUGCUUGUUCCUGCUUUGGCGUUGAUCACUCUUGGUUUUAUUUUGUCCAAGAAAACAUGGAAAUUGGUGACGGGUUUGUGUCGAAGAGAGGAGAGAGUGUGUGGCAGCUGCAGUAGAGUGAAGUCUCUUAUAAAUGUGAUCUUUCAGAUUUCGACGUUUGCGUUCCUGGCUCCGAGCACCUGGAUUGCAGUGGCUCUUCUGAAUGGGGUUUACAUCCAGUGCGCCAUGACAGGGACCAACAUGACGCUGUUUAACGAUCAUUUGUGCAAAGGGAGGGAGAUGGAGGCGGACUGUUUAAAGGAGCUACACACAUUCCCCUGUGAAAAAGGUGGAAAAGUGCCUAAAGACGAGAGAGACGAGGUGCUCCUCACGCUCAAAGCAGAGUCACAGAUUGUGGGUUGGCUGCUGAUCGCGACCAUCUUCCUUUCCCACUUGGCCUUCAACUGUGUGGCUCGGUGCUGGUCUCCGGUCAGUUACCUCCAGCUGAAGUUCUGGAGGCUCUACACCCAGGAGGAGAACUCGGCCUUGGACUCGUACUCGGCAGAACACGCCCGGGAACUGGCCAAACGCAACGUCAAAAGCUUCUUCACCGACACCGAACCAGACUCUGUCCACACGCCCUCAAACAGAAAGUGGCAGCAGAUCUCCUCCCUCUACAUGCCCCGCAACAAACCAGGGGGGCAGCACUACAGCACACUGCACGGUGUUGUGGAGACUCACACCGACACAGACAACGCCAUGAUGAGGAACAUGUCAGUCAGGUCCACAGGCUCCGCCCACAUCCCCCCCGCCGCUCUGGGGCUGGUGGAAGAAGGAAACGUCGCGCUCUGAACGGGAACAGAACAGUCAUAUACAAAUGUUUUUAAUCAUAGUCCAGGUUUUGUUUGGGUUUAAUUCUAGUUUACUCAAUGGACCGUCAACCUAGUUUUUCUUUUUAUUUUCAGUGUUAGUUCUGCAAUGUUCAUAAUCCAAGUUUAUAUGUUUAUUGUACAGCACAUUUUAUAAACAGGACUGUACUGCACAAAAUGAAGAAUAAAACAAUCCCUAAAUAAUAAAGAA
Molecule: messenger RNA, 1308 nt
Organism: Boleophthalmus pectinirostris (great blue-spotted mudskipper)
Lineage: Eukaryota; Metazoa; Chordata; Actinopteri; Gobiiformes; Gobiidae
Product: calcium homeostasis modulator protein 6-like
Molecular function (GO): monoatomic cation channel activity
Source: RefSeq, a predicted model, not a curated record